Messenger RNA from Mauremys reevesii (Reeves's turtle), 2274 nucleotides. It is a transcript of the gene LYSMD4, whose product is annotated as LysM domain containing 4. NCBI's taxonomy places the organism in Eukaryota, Metazoa, Chordata, Testudines, Geoemydidae. The record is from RefSeq and is a predicted model, not a curated record. Bases 110 to 1039 code for a protein of 309 amino acids. The transcript is spliced from 3 exons.
CGGUCCCAGCCAAUCAGUGCGGGUGGAGGGGCAGACAGUGGGUUUGUAUGUGGCGGCUGAGGGCCGGAGAGCGAAGGAGCCGAGGGUUAGUGAGGCUCUAGUAUAAAACAUGAGGCUCUAUGAGGGACGAAUCAGAUCUUUUCAGGCUCCUGUCACUGUUCAUAAUUAUCCCAGCAGCCACGUUUAUGUGUUUACAAAUGGCCGAUCAGAUCCGGAUGAGUCAUCAGAGGAGGAAUCUGAAUUCAUGGAAUUACGUCCAAGGGGCAAGGAGCAGCAGAGAAGCAGUUCUUCCCAAGAGAGAGCUGGGGAUGUGGUGCUACUGGAACGAGAGCUCACCGAGGGCGAUAACCUUAACAAGCUAGCGCUGCAGUAUGGGUGUAAAGUUGCAGAUAUCAAACGUGUCAACAACUUCAUUUGUGAGCAGGACUUGUAUGCUCUGAAGUCUAUCAAGAUUCCAGUCAAGGCCCAUGGGGUGUUAACGGAGACCAGCAAAGAGUUAAAACCUCCUCAGAAUGCGCCUUCCCGGGCUGGAAUGACACUGAUUGAACUACCAGAGCCUGAUGAUGGAGCCACCAGCAGCAGCAGCUAUAGUGAAAGCAGAGACCUGACUGACUACUUCAAGGGGAUUGACCAGACCAUUGAGGAUGUAGUGCAAUCCAAAGUCCAUUUAAAUGCAGAUUACUGCAUAGGCGCACCAAACUGCCCCCGCUCCGGUUUAGUGGGGCAGAAGGAGCCCAGUAAUGGUGCAGACUGUGGAAUCCAGUGGUGGAAUGCAGUUUUUAUCAUGCUUUUGAUAGGAAUAGUCUUGCCAGUAUUUUAUAUUGUCUAUUUUAAAACACAACAGACUGGGGCUGCAGCCCAUACCUCAAACACAACCUUUGCCUCUAAUAGCUCAGCUCAUGAAUUGGGGGGGGAAUUGUCACAGCACCUACUGGUCGUAGAAACCCCCAAAGCGAAGAUACAGCCCAGUACUGCCUCACCGUCCAACACUGAUACCCAUAAACCAGUAACUCUGACCUUACUGGAUUCAGGUGGCUAAUUUUUUUUUAAAGUGAGCUAAUGAUCUUGACUGAACACAGGGUGACGUGUUUUCUCUGAAUGAAUAAAGAUGUUUUGUAGCUUACCACGUGCAACAGACAUUUGCGUUUAUCAACCCUUCCAAGGGAAAGUAGCUUGCCCUAAUUUACUUUUAUUUGUUUCAGGUACCUCUCAAGAGUGGCCUUGUCUAAAAAUCUGAACUAGGCAGACACGUCAGAGUGUGUGCUCUUAAAUACUGCAUGGGUUAUUGAUUGGAAUAAUGCAGUCUAAUAGCACAUGAGAAGACACAUUUUGUAUGGAUGGAGCAUUUUUUCCCCCACAACAACUUAAAACAACAUUUUUCAUUCUCUGGCAGAACCGAGUGGGCCCCGCCUGUUUAACCCUACGUAUGCCUUUCUAGCUUGAUAGACUAGCUCUGGUACGUGGCACUGUUAAAACUAAGCAGGACACUGGAUACUCUUAUCAAUGACAGUAUUAAGCUAACUUGUGCUAGAUUGAUGGAGGGUCUUAGCCUGCUGUGAGCGCCAUGGAGGCAAGGAUCUGCCUGUGCAGGGAGGCCCUGUGACUUCAUUUGGGCUCCAUGCAGGUACCCAGAGCUCUCUGCAGGAACCGGCCCUCAGGUCGGUUAUUCCUCAGUAAAAGCCUUUGCUCAAUAGUGAUAGCAAAAGUUCUCUUCAGCCGCAGAGUCCAGCCUGCCAGCAACCUGCAGUGGCCGACUCAGCCUUAAAGGCAUCUUGAGAUAGCGUCACUAGUCGGUAAUCCCUUUGUCUUUGCACGGUGAGCUAUCUCCAGCACUGCAUUUCAGCCUUGCAAGUGUUGUUGCUCUUAGGAGUUUAAGCUAGAUGGGUCAGUGAGGAGUUUUUCCAUUUUGUACAGUAAUCAAAAGUCAGGGGAAACAACCCCCAGCUAUUUUAGGAGUUCAGGAGGAGCAUAACUUGUACAAACCUGGUGUAGGCUAAUUUUAGGCAUUUUUAGGGCCUGUGUAGAUAGUCAGUCAUGUUUCUGAUCACCCAUCUCCAUGCAGAGAUAAGGUCUCUUGCGUGAGGCCAGAGCCUAAACCGUUCUUGAUGCAUUCUGGUCUGUUGAACGGAGGCCCACAGGUAUCGGGUAUAUUUUUCAAAGAUUUGUUUACAAUGAAUGCUAAAUGUAAAUGUUUACAGUAUAUGCGAUAAAUAUGGAGGAAGACUAAGCUUUGGGUUGUUUGAAUCUGCAGUAAAAACCUCUUACGUGGUGUAG